Molecule: messenger RNA, 1375 nt
Organism: Frankliniella occidentalis (western flower thrips)
Lineage: Eukaryota; Metazoa; Arthropoda; Insecta; Thysanoptera; Thripidae
Product: antigen LPMC-61-like
Exons: 1
Source: RefSeq, a predicted model, not a curated record
CCCAUCUGGGUGCCCAUCAAGGUCCCUGCCUGGAAGGAAAUUCAGGUUCCGGCCUGGAAGAAAUACUCAAAGCCCAUCUGGGUGCCCAUCAAGGUCCCUGCCUGGAAGGAAAUUCAAGUUCCCGACUGGAAGAAGAUUUGGGUUCCAGAGCUAGUCAAACAAUGGGUUCCCGGACCUAAACACCUAGGCAAGGACGAUCACGGCUGGGAAUACAAAGCACACGACAUCUGGAGGAAAAAGGUCGUCUGGAAGGCACACUGGAAGAAGAUCUGGAGAACUGAGAAGAAGCAAAUCUGGGUAGAAAGCAAGAAACUGGAAUGGAAGGAAGAAUGGAAGCAAAUCUGGGUCCCCAGCAAGAAGCAAAUCUGGGUUGAGAGCAAGAAACUGGCGUGGAAGGAAGACUGGAAACAAAUCUGGGUCCCCAAGAAGAAGCAAAUCUGGGUGGAAAGCAAGAAACUGGCGUGGAAAGAGGCGUGGAAACAGGUCUGGGUGCCAAGCAAGAAGCAAAUCUGGGUUGAUGACAAGAAACUGGAGUGGAAAGAAGACUGGAAAGAAAUCCAAGUGCCCGCCUGGAAGAAGAUCUGGGUUCCUGCGUGGAAGAAGAUCUGGAAGCCGGUCUGGAUUUCCGAAUGGUUCCCCAUCCCCGAGCACAAACCUCACCACGAGGGCUGGGACCGCAAGGACAACCUCCAGCAGGCGCAGCCCCAGCCACAGCCCCAGCAGCAGUGGGACAGAUCGUGGCAGCAAGCGGCGCAGCAGCAGCAACAGCAGUUCGCCGAACAGCAGAGGUGGAGGCGGCAGGACAGUAGUCCACUCGUCGCCUUCCCCCAGCAGCCCGUGCAGCAGCCUGUCCAGCAGGCUGUCCAGCAGCCCACCGAGUACCUGCAGCCUCCCGCCGCGUGAGCGCCGAGGAGCUACCACCUAGAACUAACCUGCUCAACAAAGAGUAAAGGUCUUCGGUCUCCAGCGGCCGACUGUUUUCCCCAGGCUUGAGAGGCCAAAGACCUUUGCCCCGCCAGGUCCCCUUGUGCGCAAAAUGAAAACGAUUUUUACUGAUAUUGAAAACAAAGUUACCAGACCCGUGAUCAAUAAAUAUAAAAUGUCAAGGUGAUACCAAAAAAACGAAAAGAAAACAAAAACAAAGGAUAGACGACGAUUGUCUCUCCGUAUUAAUUUUUGAAACCAAAAUCUUAGAGUAACAAAAUGUUUUGUGCCGACCUGUUGUUAAUAACCUGAAACUUGUGACUGUCUUCGUGUGUGUAUGUGUGUGUCUGAAUGUGUGUGCGAAUGUGUGUGUCUUGUACAUAUUGUUAUGUUUGUAAACACAAUUUGUUAUGUUUGUUCCUUUUUAAGUAAAUGUGUUUGUACAAAUGAG